AUGAGUGAUGAGGAGAUCACUUAUGCAACUGUGAAAUUUCAUAAGUCUUCUUCAGGGUUACAGAAUGAAGGAAGGUGUGAUGAGUCUCAAGGGCCCAAAGAAACUGGGCACAGAGAGUGUUCAGUUCCCUGGCACCUCAUUGCAAUAGCUCUUGGAAUCUUUUGUUCCAUUCUUCUGGUGGCUGUCACAGUGUUGGUGAUACACAUUUUUCAGUGCAGACAAGAGAAACAAGAACAGGAGAAAAACCUAAACAACCUCUACCAAGAGUACAGCACACUGAAAAAUGACAGAUUUUUAAAGGAACAAAUGCUGAGAAAUAAGUCUGUAGAGAAUGAUGUUCUCAAAAAUCGUCUAGACUUCAUCAACAGAGAAUGGAACAGAUGCUAUGGGGAAACUAAGAUUGUUUUAGAUCGCUCAGAAUCCUCAGGCAAAAAUGUUGAAGGAAACUGGUUCUGCUGUGGCAUAAAAUGUUAUUAUUUCAUCAUGACCAGUAAACGCUGGAAUGGAUGUAAACAGACCUGUGAGAACUGCCAUUUAUCCCUUUUGAAGAUAGAUGAUGCUGAUGAACUGACAUUCCUAAAGUCCCAACUAAAUCAGAACAGAUACUGGAUUGGAUUAAAAUAUGAUGUAAAGAAAUGGAAAUGGCAAUGGAUUGAUGGAGGCCAAUCUAAACUUGAUUUGACAGUAAUGGAAUUAAGAUCUGCCACAGGAGACUGUGCAUUUCUCAGUUUGGCAGGUAUACAGGAAUAUGAUUGUGAUAAACGCCUUUUCUGUAUAUGUGAAAAACAAGUGGUAAAGUUUCCUGAUUCAGUGUGCAGUCCAGAUGAAAGAAAGCAGUCUGAACCAGCCAUGAGGAGCUCUCAGAAAGAUGCACUGCUCAAUGGCCUCUGCAUCAGCUCUGACUUGUAG
Arvicola amphibius (Eurasian water vole) is the source of this 909-nucleotide messenger RNA. RefSeq names its product killer cell lectin-like receptor 2. Lineage: Eukaryota; Metazoa; Chordata; Mammalia; Rodentia; Cricetidae. Bases 1 to 909 code for a protein of 302 amino acids. The transcript has 7 exons. The record is from RefSeq and is a predicted model, not a curated record.